Aureococcus anophagefferens is the source of this 666-nucleotide messenger RNA. RefSeq lists its product as hypothetical. Gene Ontology annotation, biological process: protein quality control for misfolded or incompletely synthesized proteins. Lineage: Eukaryota; Pelagophyceae; Pelagomonadales; Pelagomonadaceae. The transcript has a single exon. Gene Ontology annotation, molecular function: ATPase binding; serine-type endopeptidase activity; ATP-dependent peptidase activity. Bases 1 to 666 code for a protein of 221 amino acids. Gene Ontology annotation, cellular component: endopeptidase Clp complex. The record is from RefSeq and is a predicted model, not a curated record.
AUGGUCGCGGGCGGCCAGGCGGCGGAGACGUACGACGGCGUCCGCAUCGGCCCGCCGCCGGACCUCGCGAGCCUCCUCCUCCACAACCGCAUCGUCUACCUCGGCAUGCCCAUGGUCUCCGCCGUCACGGAGCUCAUCGUCGCCGAGCUGCUCUACCUCAACUACGAGUCGCCGACCAAGCCCGUCACGCUCUACAUCAACUCGCCCGGCACCGUCAACUCCCAGGGCCAGUCCGUGGGCUUCGAGACCGAGGCCUUCGCCAUCGCCGACUGCAUGAAGUACAUCAAGCCGCCGGUCCAGACCAUCUGCGUGGGCCAGGCGUUCGGCGCCGCGGCGAUGCUCCUCGCACAGGGCGAGAAGGGCAAGCGGUUCUGCCUGCCCAACGCGUCCAUCAUGCUCCACCAGCCCCGGUCCCAGGCCCGCGGCCAGGCCAGUGACAUCGCCAUCCGGGCCCGCGAGGUCAUGUCGAACCGCAAGGUCUCGUGCGAGCUCAUGGCCCGCGCGUGCGGCCGGUCCGUCGACGAGGUCAUGGCCGACGCGUCGCGCACCAAGUACCUCCAGCCCGACGAGGCCGUCGAGUACGGUUUGAUCGACAAGGUCCUCCACAACGUCGGCAAGGACGCGGCGGCCGCCGUCGCCAAGCCCUCCUUCAUGGACGCGCUCUAG